Centropristis striata (black sea bass) is the source of this 7481-nucleotide messenger RNA. It is a transcript of the gene grip1, whose product is annotated as glutamate receptor interacting protein 1. Gene Ontology annotation, molecular function: nuclear glucocorticoid receptor binding. Bases 316 to 3804 code for a protein of 1162 amino acids. Gene Ontology annotation, biological process: neurotransmitter receptor transport, endosome to postsynaptic membrane. The record is from RefSeq and is a predicted model, not a curated record. Lineage: Eukaryota; Metazoa; Chordata; Actinopteri; Perciformes; Serranidae. The transcript is spliced from 26 exons.
GCCCGGGCUAGAUGCACCAACAGUGGAGAGGAGACGGGAGCAGAGAGGAGGAGAGGAGGAGGAGAGGAGGAGGAGGCUGCAGAGAGAGAGAAUACAAAGAGCAUGUGAGUGUGUCGGAGUGUGUUAGUGUGUGCAGAGGUGCAUGUGUGUGUGUUAGAGUGUGUGUGUGUGUGUGUAGCGAGCAGGAAACCUGAUCUCCCUCUGAGGACUGAACGCUCUGCGUUAGCUUCCCCGCUACCGCUACCCGCUCCUCCUCGCUGCUCCUGCUGCUCCUGCUGCUGGGAGGUGUUUGUAGCCAGCCGGUGUCGGGGGCUGAUGGAGCGCUUCCUGGCCCUGCUGCGCCUCCUGGGCCGGAGGAGGCGCGGGAGGAGGUACCGCGCCGAUGACGACUACCAGGAAGGCUACGAAGACGUUUACUACUACACCAGCAAGUACAACACACACCUACUGAAUGAGGGGCCGUACACCAAACACUCUGCCGGGUCGAGGCCUCCAGAUGGAGCGCUGGCCAUCAGGAGGCAGAGCAUCCCAGACGAGUUUCGGGGCUGCUCGGUGGUGGAGCUGAUGAAGAAAGAAGGGACGACGCUGGGCCUGACGGUCUCAGGAGGCAUCGACAAGGAUGGGAAGCCCCGGGUUUCAAACCUGCGACAGGGAGGCAUCGCUGCCAGGAGCGACCAGCUGAACGUUGGCGACUACAUCCGAGCCGUCAACGGCAUCAACCUCGCCAAGUUCAGACACGACGAGAUCAUCAGCCUGCUGAAGAACGUGGGGGAGCGGGUGGUGCUGGAGGUGGAGUACGAGCUGCCGCCCGUCUCGGUGCAGGGGUCAGGGGUCAUGUUCAAGAACGUGGAAGUCACGCUUCACAAAGAAGGAAACAGCUUCGGCUUCGUCAUCAGAGGUGGAGCCCAUGAAGACAGGAACAAGUCCCGGCCGAUCGUCAUAACAACCAUCCGGCCCGGCGGCCCGGCUGACAGGGAAGGAACGGUGAAGCCGGGCGACCGGUUGCUAAGCAUUGACGGGAUCCGUCUCCACGGCAGCACGCUGUCGGAGGCCAUGAGCAUCCUGAAGCAGUGCGGGCAGGAAGCCACGCUGCUGCUGGAGUACGACGUCUCAGUGAUGGACUCUGUUGCCACGGCGUCGGGGCCGCUGCUGGUGGAGGUCGCCAAGGCAACGGGCUCCAGUCUGGGCGUGGCUCUGUCCACCUCGAUGUUCUGCAGCAAGCAGGUCAUCAUCAUCGACAAAGUCAAACCCGCCAGCAUCGCAGACAGGUGCGGUGCUCUCCAUGCAGGUGAUCACAUCCUGUCGGUCGACGGGAAGUCGAUGGAGUUUUGUUCUCUGGCUGAAGCGACUCAGCUUCUCUCCGCCUCCUGCCAGACCGUCCGCAUGGAGAUCCUGCCCCAGCACCAGGCCCGACCGGCCCUGAACGCACCACAGCACGUCAAGGUGCAGCGUAGCCCCCGUACCCUCCCCUGGGAGACCGGAGGCUCCGCCCCCAUCCUCCCCCCCUACCACUACAACACCUACCACCCCGACCAAUCAGCUGCCAGAUCGCACAACCGCCAUACAAACAACCCUCCUCUCAGCCACUCGUUCUCUCCGGGCUCCAUGUCGGCGUAUAGUCUCUCGUCCCUCAACAUGAGCACUCUGCCCCGGAACAUGUAUCCAACGAGUCCUCGGGGAACGCUGAUGAGGAGGAAGGCCAAGAAGAAGGACUUCAAGAGCUCCUUGUCUCUGGCGUCCAGCACCGUGGGGCUCGCCGGGCAGGUCGUUCACACGGAAACCACCGAGGUGAUGUUGCUAGGCGACGGCAUCAUGGGCUUCGGCCUGCAGCUGCAGGGAGGAGUCUUCGCCACGGAAACGCUCUCCUCGCCGCCGCUCAUCGCCUACAUCGACCCCGACAGCCCCGCAGAGAGGUGUGGGAUCCUGCAGAUCGGGGACCGGAUCCUGUCUAUAAACGGAGUUCCCACCGAGGACUCGACUCUGGAGGAAACCAACCAGCUGCUCAGAGACUCGUCCAUCACGGCUCAGCUCACGCUGGAGAUCGAGUUCGACGUCGCCGAGUCGGUGAUUCCCAGUUCAGGAACGUUUCAUGUGAAACUCCCAAAGAAACCAGGAGUGGAGCUGGGAAUCACCAUCAGCUCUCCGUCCAACAGGAAACCAGGAGAUCCUUUAAUCAUCUCCGACAUCAAGAAGGGCAGCGUGGCCCACAGGACGGGGACGUUGGAGCUGGGUGAUAAGCUGCUGGCCAUCGAUAACAUCCGGGUGGAGAACUGCUCCAUGGAGGAAGCUGUUCAGAUCCUGCAGCAGUGUGAAGAACUCGUCAAGCUGAAGAUCAGGAAGGACGAAGACAACUCUGAUGAGCAGGAAGUGUCCGGCAGCAUCAUCUACACGGUGGAGCUGCAGCGAUACGGAGGUCCUCUAGGAAUCACCAUCUCUGGGACCGAGGAGCCCUUCGACCCCAUCAUCAUCUCCUCUCUGAGCAAGGGAGGCCUGGCUGAGAGGACCGGGGCGAUCCAUAUCGGUGAUCGUAUCCUGGCGAUCAACAGCAGCAGCCUGAAGGGAAAACCUCUGAGUGAAGCUAUCAGCCUGUUACAGCAGGCAGGAGAGACGGUCACGCUGAAGAUCAAGAAGAUGGGAGAACUGUCUAGCCCGAAGUCGUGUCUGAUUGGUUCGGGCCUGGGGGCGGGGCUUGUCCACGAGCACCAGGACGGCGAGGACGAGCCCAUCGUCAUGGUAGCGCCGCUGUCCGGCCAGCGAGCCUUCAGCACGCUGCCGUCGGUGGACAGCGCCGUGGAGUCCUGGGACGGAUCCAACAUGGACAGCAGCUUCACCAGCCCGGCUCCGCCCUUUCAGUCGUCUCCGUACAGUUUCCACGAGUGGCGCAACGCCAAGACGACCAACAGCCAAUCAUCUUCCUCCGCUCGCCAGAGAGCCAAUCCGCUGUCAGAUCUGGGCCUGAGUGACGACGACUGGGACCGCCCCCCGCUGGGAGGAGCCUGUAAUCUGCCCAGCGGUCUAAUCACUGACAGCAGGUUCACUGUGGGACACGAUGGGACAGAACCGGACCAGGAGGAGAACUUCUGGUCUCAGGCUCUGGAGGACCUGGAGACCUGCGGACAGAGCGGCAUCCUCCGGGAGCUGGAGGCAACCAUCAUGUCAGGCUCCACCCUCAGUCUGAACCAUGACCCCACCCCCAUGCGCAGCACACUGGGACGCCAGGCGAGCUUCCAGGAGCGCAGCAACUCCAAACCACAGGUGACCGCUCGGUCCAACACCUUGCCCUCUGACCCCCAGCGUCGAGCCUUUGCCAUGAGGAAGAUGAGGCAGGAAGUCAAUGAUAUCCUAAACCAGAGCCCUGUGGAACUCCACAAGCUGACUCUAGAGAAGGCUUCAGAUCUGGAGGAUUUUGGUUUUAGUGUUUCUGACGGUAUGUUGGACCGCGGCGUCUACGUCAACAACAUCCGACCUGGGGGCCCGGCAGAGCGGGGGGGCCUCCAGACUUAUGACAGAAUACUGCAGAUUAACCACGUUCGGACCAGGGACUUUGACUGCUGCCUCGUCGUUCCAUUGAUCGCCGAGUCUCCGAACCAUCUGGAGCUCGUCAUUAGCCGAAACCCCAACUCCUCCACCUCCCUGCUGGUCAAUCACACUGACGGCAUCACCAACAGCAGCCACUCCCCUCAGCCAAUCGGCAGCGAGUUGGGCCCAUCGGAGCUCUCCAUUGGCCAGGGAGAGGAUGGCGGUCCGAUCAAGUGGAGCCAACCGGGAGACGGGCUGGGUCAAGUGAAUAAUAAUUCCUUAUAGCAGAAAAACACUGGAUUAACGCGGUUCUGACCAGAUUGGACUGGAGUGGUCAACAAGGAGAACAAUACAACAAAGUUGAAUAAAACUGGUUUAGACCCGUCCAAACUGGUUCAGAGUGGACCUCCCAUGGUGCUACACACACCCUCUGGAUGAACUUUGACCUUUGACCACUAAAGUUUGACCAUUGAACUGCUGAAGCAGCCUGAAAGCACACUGAUGGACCGGAGCAACUCCUCACCUUUUCAUUGAACCAGUUCUGCAUACUGUUCAAACUGGUGUCACUGGAACCAGAACUAUAACUACUGAUCCUACUGGAACCAUAGCCAGAGCUACUGGUCUAUCUGGUCCGAAAUUAAUGGGCACUGGUUCUACUAGCCCAGAGCCAUGGCUACUGAUUCUAUUGAAGCCAGAGCCACAGCCAAUGGUACUGGUUUAAGAUUAAUGGUUACUGGUUCUAAGAGCCUUGAAAGAGGGCUACUGGUCCUACUGAAGCCAGAGCCAAAGCCAAUGGUUUUAUUGGUUCAAGAUGUGGGUUUGGUCUUAGUGGUUGGAGAAUCAUGGUUAUUGAUUCCACUAAAGCCAGAGCCAUAGCCAGUGGUAUGACUGGCUCAACACACAUGGGCUCUGGUCUUAGUGGUAAUAAAACCAUGGGUACUGGUCCAACUCAUGGGUUCUGGUCUUAGUGGUGACAAACCCAUGGAUACUGGUGCCACUCAAGCCACAGCCAGUGGUUUUACUGGUCCAACACAUGGUUCUUGUUCAUGAGUGGUGACAGAAUCAUGGGUACUACUAAGCCAGAACCACGACCAGUGCUUCUACAAGUUCAGAAAUGUGGCUCCUGGUCUAUCUGGUCUUACUAGAAUCAGAACCAGGGCUUCUGGUUGUACUGGCCAAGGACCACAGCAGCACAAAGACUGAUGGGACUCCAGAAUCUAGAACCUGGUGAUGGACAAACGGGUUGCCAAGAAGAAUAGGGAUGCUCCGAUUAGUCUAUCUAGAGCCGAUGUCACUGGGAUCGUCCAAACCAAUACUUAUUACUGACUGUUUUCUGUUCUUAAACAUUGAUUUAUGUCAAAGUCUUAACAUGGAUAUUCAAAGUUGUGGGUAGAGGGUUCGGUUACAGCAUAAGCUUAAAGAUGGUUAUGGUAAAGUACAAGUCUCAAGAUGGUAUCAAGUAAGUAUCAAGUCGCAAAUGGUUGUUUGAGCUUAGGAACAGACAUAGUUGGGUUAAGGUGUGGGUUUGGUGUUAGGAUAAGAAUCUAGAAUCCAUAAGACCACAAUAAAGUUUAGCUGCUCAAAAUUGUUCUUUGAUAUAUUGCGUAAGUAAUCGUCCAAAAGUCCAUUGGAAAAGAACUCCAAAAUUCCCCAUUGGCUUGUAGAGUGCUAUCAGAUUCCACCAUUGGUAUUUUUGUUUCAGCAUGCACGAAAAGUCUUAGACUGCUUAAAAAAAUGAAAAUUUGAACAUCUACAAUACCAUGACAGCUUGGUAUGGAUGGGUAUCCGUACUCAACUAGAUAUUAAGACCCAUACCUACCUAGUUUUAUCAAAACUUCUAUCAAAUGACUAUGGAUCAUUUUUUGUACCCAGAUCAAGAGGGUUGACUAUUUGUAUGGAUUUGCUCAUAGCCAAUCACCUUUAGGAUUCUUUCAUUUAGGGCACGGCCACACAUACACAAAUUCGGAGGCAGUAUUCGUUUGUCAAAGUUCACCAAAGUUGUACUUGGUGCAAUGCUUAGUUCCCCCCACUUAUGGUACCCUAAAGGUGGUAUCACUUUUGGUGCUGUAAUUACUUAAAGGAUACUUGGCCCUACAACUGGGCAAACUUGUUUUUUUGACAGCUAUUAAAUAAAUGGACCUUGUGAUGAGAUUUGUUUGGAGAUUUGGAGUUUUAGACUCCAACGUCCAAAUAGACAUACAAUCGCAUACAGUACAUAAAACAAAUACACAUUGUAAAAGGCGUUAUAUAUCACCUAAUAUUUAAAAAAAAAAGAGUGCUUAUGCAAAUUCAAUAAAAGAGCAUCUAAUAAAUAAUGGAAGUAAAAAGUGGCAGAUAAAAAACAGUGCUUAUACACUUCCUAUAAAAGACAUAAAUACCAGUGUUUCCACAUGUUGGAAUGGUAUCUCCCAGAACUACACCUUGGAUUGGUCAACUGUAUAAUAAGAUUAUUCUGGGACCCCUGCAGUCUACAUAUAAACUGAUACGUCAGUCUUCUCAAUAACAUACUUUUUUUUCCUAUUUAUUAUAAGUCAAUUUCUAAGACCAAAAUCAAGUCAGUAAUGAUCAGCUGGUACUGAUUGGAGCAUCCCUAAUGAAAUGUACAGAAAGACAGAGGGUUUACUGUUAAGAUUUAAGUUCUGUGCCAUGAACGAGCUGCAGACUGGAAGAGUAAUAAUAAUAAUCAUGUCAAUAAUGAUGAUGAUGAUGAUGACACUGAGCAGUUCAAUAAGAAUCUUUUUCUACUGUUUACACCUGUUGGACUGGCCACACUGUGUGUAUGUAUGUGUGCGUGUCUGUGUGUGUGUUUGUAUGUUAUGUGUGUGUGUUAAACACAAGGCCAGUUAAGCCCCUCCCACCUCAAUUCCUCGUCUUGGCUUUGCCCCGCCCCCUUUCCCUCCCUUCUUCCCUCGACCAAUAGGCAGCCAGGAUGACAGACAGACGGCAGUUCUGAGGGAUUCAGAUGAUUGGCUGGAACCAAUCAGGAAACAAAAACUUCCCUGCCUUUCUGUGAUUGGUUCUCCUCGACACACAGGCCGACCAAUCAGCUACCAGGAAGAAGCCAAGCAUGCCCCCACCCUGACGACCCCGCCCCCCCACACCCGGCCCCUCCCUCCCACCCCCCAGUAACAGUGAUCUAUUAUGCUAAUCGAUCGGUGUGUUUUUUGAUUGACUGUUGUCAGUUUUCUCUGUUUGUUUGUUUGUUUGUUUCCAUGACGGCUGAACCUGAAAAGAUGUAAAAUAGAUUAAAAAACGGUUCAGUCCCGUCGCUGUUCACAUCGAGACCACAUCCAACCCCCGAUACCGUCACCUCAUCACCACGGAAACAACAAUGUUACGCCAGAAAAAAAUCCUGAGGAAACAGGAAACCUGUGACAGUAAAUACGUGUGUGUGUGUGUGUGUGCGUGUGUGUUUGUGUGUGUGUGUGUGUGUGUGUGUUUGUGUGCGUGUGCGUGUGCGUGUGCGUGCAUGCGUGCGUGCGUGUGUGUGUAUGUUUAAUUUGGAGUGAUGUCAACAUCCUGCUCUCACAUCCGUCUGAACUCACUAUUUAAACUGGCCAAUCAGAACCCUCCCUCAGCACAAACCGCCAGUAGAAACCAUAGAUGUAUAUAUAAACAUUUCUCAUAGAUAUCUAUGGUAGAAACCCUCGCAAUCGUGCGCCGCCACACGCCCAUGCUUUGGAUCGGAGAGCUGUGAUUGGGUGUUUUUGUGUAGAUAGUUGUGAUUGGCUGUUUGACUCCGUCCCAAACUCUGUUAACUGUGAACCUAAAGCACAAUGCUAGCAUUUAGUUAGCAUGUGGCUAGCAUAGGCCUAACAUGUGGCUACAAUAGAGUAAACACAAACAGCACAAGGCUAACGCUAGCUACGGUUACCACCUAGCGAACAUAGAUUUAACAUCUGGUAAAUAUUGCAGGUGUCUGUUUAGCAUGUGGCUAAUAUAUGAUUAGCACAGACUUAAAA